CACAGCGCGGCGCCGCGGCCCCGGAGCGGCAGGAGGAGCAUGUCGGACGGGUUCGAUCGGGCCCCAGAACAAACGAGACCGCAGGACAGUGUCCCCCAGCAGAACCCGGAGCCGGCGAUGGCCAAACCCCAGGUGGUUGUCGCCCCGGUGUUGAUGUCCAAGCUGUCUGCGAACGCCCCUGAAUUCUACCCUUCGGGUUAUUCCAGCUACACAGAAUCCUAUGAAGAUGGUUGUGAGGAUUAUCCCACUCUAUCAGAAUAUGUUCAGGAUUUUUUGAAUCAUCUGACAGAGCAGCCUGGCAGUUUUGAAACUGAAAUUGAGCAGUUUUCAGACACCCUGAAUGGCUGGGUUACAACAGACGAUGCUUUGCAAGAACUUGUGGAACUGAUCUACCAACAGGCCACAUCCAUCCAAAAUUUCUCCUACAUGGGAGCACGCCUGUGCAAUUACCUGUCCCAUCAUCUGACAAUUAGCUCGCAGAGUGGCAACUUCCGCCAACUGCUACUUCAAAGAUGUCGGACUGAAUAUGAACUGAGAGAUCAAGCUGCCAAGGGGGAUGAAGCAACUCGAAAACGAUUCCAUGCGUUUGUGCUCUUUCUGGGAGAACUUUAUCUUAACCUGGAGAUCAAAGGAACAAAUGGACAGGUUACAAGAGCAGAUAUUCUUCAGGUUGGUCUCCGGGAGUUGCUGAAUACCCUCUUUUCUAACCCUAUGGAUGAUAACCUAAUUUGUGCAGUAAAAUUAUUGAAGUUGACAGGGUCAGUUUUGGAAGAUGCCUGGAAGGAGAAAGGAAAGACGGACAUGGAAGAGGUUAUCCAGAGGAUUGAAAAUGUCGUCCUGGAUGCGAACUGCAGCAGAGACGUAAAACAAAUGCUCUUGAAGCUUGUAGAACUCCGGUCAAGUAACUGGGGUAGAGUCCAUGUCACCUCAACAUACAGAGAAGCAACACCUGAAAAUGAUCCUAACUAUUUUAUGAACGAACCAACAUUUUACACAUCGGAUGGUGUUCCUUUCACUGCAGCUGAUCCAGGUAUCUUGUCUCAUGGUCUUUCCCCCCGUUUUUUGACUACCAAGAGAAAUAUCAAGAGUUGCUUGAAAGAGAAGACUUUUUUCCAGAUUAUGAAGAAAAUGGAACAGAUUUAUCAGGGGCUGGUGAUCCAUACUUGGAUGAUAUUGAUGAUGAGAUGGACCCAGAGAUAGAAGAGGCUUAUGAAAAGUUUUGUUUGGAAUCAGAGCGUAAGAGAAAACAGUGAAGUUAAAUUUCAGCGUAUCAGUUUUAUAAAGCAGUUUAGGUUGUGAUUUAGCAGAACACAGGAAAGCAAGAAAAUGUGUCACACUUAUACCAAAUUAAGGAUGUUGAGUUAUGUUACUAAUGUAUGCAACUUUAAUUUUGUUUAACACUCUCUGCCAAAAUAAACUUUAUUCCCUAUAACUUAAAAUGUGUAUAUAUAUAAAAUAGUUUAUUAUGUACAGUUAAUUCCACUGUUUUGGCUGCAAUAAAGUCGAUUUUGAAAUAAAUGAAAUGUUGAAAGUAAAUUUUGCUAGCUGGUUUAGAAGCUUAUCCUUUAAAUUCGGUUUUUCUUGAGAGAAAAAGUCUUAGACUGGAAAUACAUAUUACUGCAAAAAUGUAGCAUCCUUUUUCUAGAUAUGAGAAUAUGAGUAUAUAACUUUCAUUUAGUUUUACAUGUAGUGUCUCGAAUUGGGUUUCAAGUAUGAGGCACAAUCAUAAAUAUCUCUGGCACUAACGUCUUAGAAUAUAUCAUUAACUGAUUUACAUAUCCAGAUGUUAUUUGAUACCAAGGGCUUUUAAAAUAAAGAGUUAGAACUCCCGACUAUACCACCAAGAUUGUUCACUGAGGAUUUAUUGCAAUUCUAAAUUUUUUUUUCACCUAACUUCAUUAUCUAAAAGCCUAGGAUAUUAUUCUGCUUUAUUUGUGUGGCUUUCUCAUUUUUAUUUAGUGGCAUGAGUUGCAUUGACUUUUUUACUAGAGAAUUUUGCUAGAUCUUUGUCACUCAAGUUUUCAUCUGCUUUAUAAUUGACACACCUUGAGGAUCACUUUUCUAAUACUUUUACUAUAAUGUGGUACCACCUCAGUCCUAUUUUUACCUAAUGUCAAAUCUUUUUCCAACUAACUAAAAGUAACACUUAUGUACGAAAGGACUGCUUGUAACUAUGCAGUAAGUAGUUCUGUUGAUAACCCACUGUUUCACAUUUGGUACCUGUGUCUGCUACUCCAGUU
This is a messenger RNA of Molossus molossus (Pallas's mastiff bat), 2240 nucleotides long. It is a transcript of the gene PAIP1, whose product is annotated as poly(A) binding protein interacting protein 1. The transcript is spliced from 11 exons. The record is from RefSeq and is a predicted model, not a curated record. NCBI's taxonomy places the organism in Eukaryota, Metazoa, Chordata, Mammalia, Chiroptera, Molossidae. Bases 40 to 1200 code for a protein of 386 amino acids. Gene Ontology annotation, molecular function: RNA binding; protein binding; translation activator activity. Gene Ontology annotation, biological process: regulation of translational initiation.